Suncus etruscus (white-toothed pygmy shrew) is the source of this 930-nucleotide messenger RNA. RefSeq names its product olfactory receptor 14J1-like. Gene Ontology annotation, biological process: G protein-coupled receptor signaling pathway. NCBI's taxonomy places the organism in Eukaryota, Metazoa, Chordata, Mammalia, Eulipotyphla, Soricidae. Gene Ontology annotation, cellular component: membrane. Gene Ontology annotation, molecular function: olfactory receptor activity; G protein-coupled receptor activity; odorant binding. The record is from RefSeq and is a predicted model, not a curated record.
AUGCCUAAUUUCACAACUGGGUUUUUUCUCACGGGUUUUUCAGACAACCCUGUGCUAGAAAUCUUCUAUGGUUCUCUGUUUUUAGUCCUGUACUUGCUGGCUUUAACUGGCAACAUUCUCAUUAUCACCGCCACUUCCAUGGAUGACAAUCUCAACUCCCCCAUGUAUUUCUUCCUGAAGCAUCUCUCCUUUCUGGAUCUCUGCUAUAUUUCUGGGACUGUACCAAGAUUUAUUAUGAAUUCUUUCUUGCAUAAAGGAAACAUUUCCUUCUGGGAAUGUGUUGUUCAGUCCUUUGUGUUCAGUCUUUGUGCUGCUUCUGAGACGUCUAUACUCACAGUGAUGUCCUAUGACCGCUACGUGGCCAUCUGCCUUCCACUGCACUAUGACAUCAUCAUGGACAUCAGAACCUGCGUCCAUGGAGUCAUUGGAGUUUGGACCAGUGGGGCCAUCUCUGGAAUCAUGCACACAGCAGGUACUUUCUCCAUCCACUUCUGUGGUCCCCGAAUCAUCCACCAGUUCUUCUGUGACAUCCCUCAGAUCUUGAAACUCUCCUGCUCCAAUGACUAUCUUGCUGAGGUUGGGGUGUCUGUCUUCCUCUCUUUGGCUGGAUUUCUCUGUGUCAUCUUUAUUGGAUUCUCCUACAUGCACAUAUUUUCCUCUGUUCUGAGGAUGCCAUCAACAGAGGGUAGAGCCAAGGCCUUUUCCACUUGCCUUCCCCACCUCGUUGUUGUCUUACUAUUUAUUUCUACAGGUAUUGAGUUUUUAAAGCCCCAUUCUAACUCUCCAACUGUGUCGGACAUUUUGCUCUCUAUUAUGUAUACAGUUGUUCCUCCAACGUUCAAUCCAAUGAUCUAUAGCCUGAGAAAUAAAGCCAUAAAAUUAGCUAUCAGAAAGCUUUUUAAUAGAAUGAAAGCACAACUGUGUUGGUAA